Messenger RNA from Pantherophis guttatus, 507 nucleotides. The record is from RefSeq and is a predicted model, not a curated record. NCBI's taxonomy places the organism in Eukaryota, Metazoa, Chordata, Lepidosauria, Squamata, Colubridae.
UUGGGUCCCCACUUGGCUUGGGCCAAGAGCUUCCCGGGGUCUCUCCUCUCUCUCUCUCUUCCUCCAGACAUGGCGUCCGGCAGGGAUGGCUGCCACCCCCUCGUUUCGGGAUCCUUCGCCUCUUUCCACUUCAGCACCCUCGUGGCGCUGAGCUGCCUCUUUUUCACUUUCCCGGGCACCUGGCUGGGCCUGAAUGUCUCCUGGGCUUUUCCCAUCAUUUGUGGCAACCUUCUCAUCCCAACCAUCCUUUACUUCUGCCUCACCAGUUUCACAGACACGGGAAUCCUCCAUAAAGGUAAGGCAGAGUGUUCCCUAUCUUUGUUCAAUACAGUACUAAGGAGCCAACCCUUCAUAACUUGCAUCCUCACACAAGGUCUCCCAGCCAGUAUGACUUGCAGAGCUCCCAGCCGGUACGGCUCACAUCGCUGGGAGUUCUUGUUUGAGGUUGCAAGCUGGGAAGGGUUGGCCCUGAUUACUACUGGAAAAGAGACCACCAGGAAAUCUUAG